Molecule: messenger RNA, 2205 nt
Organism: Aplysia californica (California sea hare)
Lineage: Eukaryota; Metazoa; Mollusca; Gastropoda; Aplysiida; Aplysiidae
Exons: 8
Coding region: 4-1185 (393 amino acids)
Biological process (GO): endocytosis
Molecular function (GO): Arp2/3 complex binding
Source: RefSeq, a predicted model, not a curated record
AAAAUGACAAAUCUCAGCCACGAGGACAGUCACUGGGCCCUGAUGUCGGCCAUGAACUUGCUAGCGGACAAGGUGCCACACAUUAAGCCAUCGCUUGAGGUGCUAGCCCUGCGCUUCAAUAUGGCUCACAAGUGCCACAGCACAGGGCGAGACUACCAGUGUGAAGACACAGUGACUAUGGAUCGCCUCAUGGCCGAACUUUCCGCAGUAACCAAUGACUCACAGCAACGAGGCCACUAUCUGGAGGAUGACCUUGACAAUAUCAUUGACAUCAUCACUGGCUUGUCAGAGACACUGAGUAAUGCCAAGCACUGUGUCAGUGUUGCUGCCAUUCAGAAGGAUGGCUACCAUAUGAUGGAGCUCAUUGCCAAAUAUUAUCAAAUGGAGACACGUUGGAUCAUUCACUCCUGCCUACUUCUUUUGAUUGAGAUCAUCUGUCGUCUCAACCCUCAAGCCAUCUUGGAGUUUCUCUACUCAGAGCUGCCCCAGGAGCUGGUUGCUGAGAUGCAGCAGCAUCACAAUGAUGAUGCCAGAUUUCUACUAGUCUCCAAAACACUUGGAAUUAUUUUCAUGAGAGCAAAACCCUCCCCUCACAAACUGAGCUUGGCCAUGGAUCUCCACUUCUUCAUCUGGCUACUGGGCAUGAUUGAGAACCUUGCGGAGGUGAGUCGAGACAGCGACGUGGAGGUGGUGGUGGCGCUGGUCUGUGCCUACCACUUGCAGCACCAGGGGACCUCCCAGAACCCCGUCACAGAGGCACUGAAAAUGGCCCAGGGUCACACCUUGAUCGAGUCUGCUCUCAUGUUCCUCUCCAAGCACGAGGACCCGACAUCUGUGCUCAACUCUGGUAUACAGCCUAAGUGUAACUCCGUGAUCCUGUUGUUGACUCAUAUGUACGACCACCCAGACACCUCUGACCUGCUCUACACUAAUGAUGUGGAGGCUCUCAUCGGUAUAUUUGAGGAAUAUCUCCGAGAUUUGGGCCGAGAUGAUCCGGUGCGGGUGGAGAUGCUGGGUCUUGUGGAGAACUUCAUGCGGAACUAUCCAGACACCGUGUCCUUCCGGAUGGCCAUCAGCUCCCGCCUCGGGCCGCUGCUCGUCACUAUUCGAGAAGAGAAGGGACCCGUGGGAGAAAUAGCUGCUCGGAUCCUGGAUGACAACAUUAUUUUGUUUGACGACGUCUGAAGUUUUAAAAAAAAAUCAAAUUUUUUGUUUUAGUGAAUGCUUGCGAACCUGAAGAAGGAAAGAUGCAAGGUGCGGGUUUCCUGUUGAUUGUUACAGAGAUGCUGAUUUUCUGGAUUAAUUCGGAAACUUGGAUUUCUGAAAUUGUUCAGAUUUUGUCAGAUUCGUGCUUGUCAUUUUGCUCUUUUAUAGAAAUAGUCUUGAUACAAUUUGUAUGAGACAAUAAUAUGACCUGUAAGCGUCCAGUCCCCGUGCAUGCAUUUUCACGGGGUCUGAAAAGUUUUAGAUUAUAUUUUUUUCCAUAGCCUGUGAUGCCCUCUGUUGCUAGUUCCUCUGCUGAGCUACUACUGACUCUCGAGUACAUAUUUCUUUUUAUUUUGGUGCAAAACAAUACCAUCUUUGGGUAAGAUAUGGAAAGCGAAUCAUCUCCUUUGUAAUUGACAUGUAGAGGCAAUAAGUAAAUGAAGGCACAUAACUUUUGCAAAAAUCUUGAAUGUAUAAUAAAGAGGUUUCUUUGCUAUUAUUGGCUGCUGACAGGCAGUAUGACGCGGCCUGCUGUUGAUUUUAUAUUUUAUCCUUUUUGGUAGUGAAGGAUACGAGGUUGGUAGUGAAGUAUACGAGGGAGGUUAAAUUACCGCUCUUCAAGCAGAACCCAGAUUUUCUGUAAUCCUGUGUGAAUGGUGGGCUGAUUGGUGGUACUCUGUGCUGGGCCGGCCUUUUCUCAGACAGAAAGCCUAGAAUGGGAGAUGCCCUGUAAUUGACAUCUUUGGUUUGAAAGGAGCGGAGACCAUGGGGGUCUUUUGUUCUUAUAAAGCUUUGACACUUAAAUACAGAUUUCAUGGCUUAUUGUUUAUAUUUCCAAGUAUGUUAAUUGUCUCAUCAGAGAUUUAACAGAUUUUUUUGAUGUCCAUUAUAUUUUUCUUUGUAAAGCACAGAUUUGACUCAAGAUCUCACCUUUUCUUUUGAUGCAAAACAUUGUCUUCCUUUUGUAAAAAAAUAACUAAAUACUUGGUUUCUGCUUUU